Molecule: messenger RNA, 1057 nt
Organism: Sorex fumeus (smoky shrew)
Lineage: Eukaryota; Metazoa; Chordata; Mammalia; Eulipotyphla; Soricidae
Gene: DCTD
Product: dCMP deaminase
Exons: 6
Coding region: 136-672 (178 amino acids)
Biological process (GO): dUMP biosynthetic process; dTMP biosynthetic process
Cellular component (GO): cytoplasm
Molecular function (GO): dCMP deaminase activity; zinc ion binding
Source: RefSeq, a predicted model, not a curated record
GGCCGGGCCGGGCCUGCAGCGCGGGGCGGGGACGCGGCGGGGACGGACGGAGCCACGUGGCGGCGCGGGGCGCCCGCUCGCUGCCGGGUUCGGUUCGGCGUGGGGUCUCCUUGCAGGCUCGGCUCCGGGCCCAAAAUGAGCGACACUUCCUGUAAAAAACGUGAUGACUACCUGGAAUGGCCCGAGUAUUUCAUGGCAGUGGCCUUCUUGUCGGCCCAGAGAAGCAAGGACCCCAAUUCUCAGGUGGGUGCCUGCAUCGUGAAUGCCGAGAACAAGAUCGUGGGCAUUGGGUACAACGGCAUGCCCAACGGCUGCAGCGAUGACCUUCUGCCGUGGAGGAGGACCGCGGCCAGCAGACUGGACACCAAGUACCCGUAUGUAUGCCACGCCGAGCUGAACGCCAUCAUGAACAAGAACUCAGCCGACGUCAAGGGCUGCACCAUAUACGUGGCCUUGUUCCCGUGUAACGAGUGUGCGAAGCUUAUCAUCCAGGCAGGGAUAAAGGAAGUCAUUUUCAUGUCUGAUAAGUACCAUGACAGCGAGGAGACGACAGCGGCGAGGUUCAUGUUCAAUAUGGCGGGGGUGACCUUCAGGAAAUUCACACCCAAGUGUAGCAAGAUCGUCAUCGACUUUGAGUCCAUCAACAGCCGACAGAAUCCGAAUGAGCAGUGAGCCUCAGCUCUAUGGAGCUGCCCAGGACCUGGAUGUGCCUCCCCAGCAAGUCACUGGCCCUUCCUUUCACCUCCCAGCUGCCCAUCCAUAUUCCCGAGCAGGGCAACGGCAUGGACGGGAACCCCCAGUCUUCCGGCUCAUCCCCCCUCCGCCCGGAACCCGCCUCUGGUUAAACUGUUGAUUUAAGAUUUCAAAUCAUGGUGCCCAGGGGCAGAGCAAGAGUGCAGGGGUGAAGACACUCGUCUUGUGCGCGGCUGACCCAGGUCCUAUCCCUGGCACGACAUACAGGCCCCUGAGCACUGCCAGGAGUGCUCCCCGAAUGCGGAGCCGGGAGGAAGUCCAAAUUGCUGCUGGAUGUGGCCUCAAAGCCAAGAAAAGUAAAAUG